This is a messenger RNA of Drosophila navojoa, 1307 nucleotides long. It is a transcript of the gene Or47b, whose product is annotated as Odorant receptor 47b. Gene Ontology annotation, cellular component: plasma membrane. NCBI's taxonomy places the organism in Eukaryota, Metazoa, Arthropoda, Insecta, Diptera, Drosophilidae. Gene Ontology annotation, biological process: detection of chemical stimulus involved in sensory perception of smell; sensory perception of smell. Gene Ontology annotation, molecular function: olfactory receptor activity; odorant binding. The record is from RefSeq and is a predicted model, not a curated record.
CACAGUUAGAUAGCGCUCAGACACGAUGGCCAAGGGGGAUUUCAAGUCAUAUCUUGGCCUGCUGCGCGGCUUCUUUGCCGAAUAUCGAACGGUUUUGAGGCAGAAAUCGCAGCGGCCGCCACGCCUCGCCUUGAACUACAAUCGUGCGUUUUUGGUCAUCUUGGGCCUCUAUCCGAAUCGCUGCCUGCUGGCCAAACACAGCAACUACAAGCGCUGCAAUCGCCUACUCUUGCUCAAUUCGGCAUCUCUGCUGCUGCCGAUUAUGUUCGCCUUACACGAGUCGACGAAUGUCGUUGAUAUGGGCGACGAUAUGGCCUGGAUGAUUGGGAUAACGCUGAUUGUGACCAAGAACUUGUACUUCUAUUGGCGAGCCAACGAAAUCGAUGAAGUCAUUGAGAACCUAAAUUAUUACGAAAGCUGCUUUAGGCCAGCCCAAGGCUUCCAGCCAGCUGCAGUCGAAACGGAAAAUGUGGAAAUACGACGCUGGCAGCGCUUGUGCUACCUGAUCGAAACGACCAUGUGGAUAACUCUAACUAGCUUCAUGUUCGUCUUCAACGUGGCCAUUUGCGUUCAGCCGUUGUUUUCAGAUCGCGAUUUGCCCUACCAUGCGGUGUUCCCCUUUGGCUGGCACAGCUCCGCAGAGCAUCCGCGCUCGCACAUGCUCAUCUACAUAUGGCAGUCGCUCACCUCACAGUUCAACCUGUUGUCCAUCUGCCAGGUUGACGCCGUGGGCAUACACAGCAUCCUCCACACGGCUCUCAAUCUGAAGAUACUCUGCCUGGAGAUGCAAAAGUUGGGCAAGUUGCACUUGACCGAUUCGGAAUUUCAUGCCGAGUUUCGUAGGAUCAUUCAAUACCAUCAGCACUUAAUAAGCACCGUCCAGAAGAACAAUCAGCUGUUCCAUGGCUCUUUCAUAGCUCAAAUGAUCGCCAGCUUUGCCCUGAUUUCGAUGUCCACCUUUGAGGCCAUGGCAGCUGCGAGUGAUCCGAAGGUAGCUGCCAAGUUUCUCAUCUUCAUGUUUGUCACCUUUGUGCAGUUGUCCUAUUGGUGCCUCGCUGGCACUCUCGUCUCUACCCAGUCAAUGGAUGUGGCUCAGGCUGCUUUUGAGCUAAAGGACUGGCAUACCAAGUCAAUUUUUAUACAACGUAAUAUCCUCUUUAUGAUCAGCCGUUCGCAGAAACCUCUGCUCUAUGAGGCCAGGCCAUUUCCGCCCUUUACCCUGACCACCUACUCGCUUAUACUUCAGCAGUGCUAUAGAAUUUUGGCAUUGCUGCGAGAAGCCAUGUAAGAGCCUUGAGAUUAAUGGA